This is a messenger RNA of Filobasidium floriforme, 522 nucleotides long. RefSeq names its product bud site selection-related protein. The record is from RefSeq and is a predicted model, not a curated record. Gene Ontology annotation, molecular function: nucleic acid binding; zinc ion binding. The transcript is spliced from 5 exons. The coding region runs from base 64 to 522 and encodes 152 amino acids. Lineage: Eukaryota; Fungi; Basidiomycota; Tremellomycetes; Filobasidiales; Filobasidiaceae.
GGUCUCGACCGGGUCAGGAGAUUUGCUUGAUUCACAACAGCCACAUCUGCAUUCGAAAAAACAAUGGGUCGUCUUAGAAGAUCAAGAGUCCACAACGCUCGGCGAGAUGUCCGUCGAGCGACCCGUACCCGAGCCAGGGCCAAGGAUAUCGAUCAGAUCCAGCACGAGGAUAUGAAGCCCGAGAACAAGAGCAAGCUGGAGGCUCAGGAGCUCGAUGAGGAAAAGCCUGGUCUCGGUCAACACUACUGUCUCGAAUGCGCCAAAUACUACGAGUCUGACGAAGCUUUGGUCAACCACACCAAAUCGAAAGUGCACCGACGCCGUCUGAAGGAGCUCAAAUUCGGAUCCUACACCAAGGAGGAGGCCGAGCGUACCGCCGGUCGGGGUGUAGACAACAAGCAACGAGGGGUAGAACCCAUCGUGCUCAAAAAGAAGGAAGACCAGGAUUUGGAGAUGGAAGGUCAGGAUUCGAAGACGGCCUCGACAACAACGACGGCUCAGACGACGGCGGUCUCGAGCUGA